AGUUCCCGUUAAGCUGGCUGGUAAGUUACCCCCAAUUUUAAUCCUCCUAUACCGGUAUGGCGAUAACGGUUUUAAGCGGUCUCUUGGUCUUCUUAUCAUGCCGGACAGGAGCAGAUCUUAAGUGUCGGGCUCAUUUAACAGUCAUCGCCACGAUAUAUCCUCUUUUUAGUAGACAAAUCCCCUAAUCUAAGAAAGCUGUGAGUUCGGGAAAAUGGAGUAUAAGCGACAACCCGAACAGAUCUUAGGGCGGGUUAAGCCGCGCUUAAUCAUUCACGGCGGCGCCGGCAAUAUUACGCCGGACAAGUUAGGUCCCGAACAGUAUAAAGAAUAUCGACAUGCACUUCUCACUAUAGUUUCGAAAGCGGACGUAUAUAUGCGCAUCCCGGUAUCGUAUGGCAGUCCUCAUUCUUCUGCGCCUACAUGGGCUUCUGCUCUCGAUGUCGCAACAUACGCCGUGACGCUUCUCGAGAAUAACCCGCUGUUCAACUCUGGUCAUGGCGCUGUUUUCACUCGCGAUGGUAUCAACGAAUUGGAAUCCUCCGUUAUGGUAUCGCGAGGCCAUGCUAAGCGUGGCGUUGGCGUGACGGGAUUGCGUAAGGUGAAGAAUCCGAUAUUACUCGCUAAAGCAGUGCUCGAGCAUGGCGAUGAAGAUUUGAGUAAGAAGGCCGCAGGUGGAUUGUCGCAAGGAGACAACAGUGCGAUGAGAUCCGAUGCAUUGGAUACCGACGGCCUCGACGUUCCUUCAGCGCAAGGCCACACGCUCAUCCACGGCGAAACAGCCGAAACUCUUGCUAAAAUGUACGGCCUCGAAUUUGUAGAUCCAAAGUAUUUCUUCACCCAGAAACGGUGGGAUGAACAUAUACGGACCUUGGAAAACGAGAAGACGGGAAACGGCUUAGCAACGUGGAGCGCCGAGGAAUAUCUACCUCAAGGUACGUGCGGCGCAGUUGCGCUCGAUGCCGACGGAGUUAUAUGUGCGGCGACUAGUACGGGAGGUAUUACGAACAAGUUAACGGGACGUAUCGGCGAUACACCAGUCGUCGGCGCUGGCUUCUGGGCGGAAGAAUGGGCUGAAAAGAGUAGCUCGAAUAGGGUGAUUCUUGGUCCCGCGACCGAUACGUGGCAAAACCUGGGGAGAUAUUUGAGUCUACCGGGGCCGGUUGUAGAGCUAUCUUCGAGCCUGCGGAGUCUUGUUGCUGACUGCUUCCCGACCCCAUUUAUUUAUUCUCCCGUCGCGCAAACAUCGUCUCCUGCGAACAGUACCUCCACCGAUCAUGACAUACGGCGAACACGCUCUAUUGCUCUGUCGGGCACGGGCAACGGAGACUCUUUCCUCCGAACAACCGCAACUAGAACAGUUGGUUCGAUCGCUCGAUGGGGCGCAUUGCCCGCGACAGAUGCCUUGCGACUCGUUGCGGGCCGGGGUGGAGAAUUGGAGAACAGCGCCGGUGAUCGUUGGGGCAAAACAGGAGAAGGAGAAGGCGGCAUGAUCGGAAUAGAAAGUGUGGUCUCGCAUAAUGCUACGGGCCAAGUAAUUGGUACCCGUGGCGUAAUAUUGCAGGAUUUUAAUUGCGGCGGUAUGUUUCGGGCGUGGAUCGAUGAUAACGGAAAUGCAGUAGCAAGAAUAUUCCACCACGAAAGCGAGUUAGGACGUUUAAAUGGAACGGACGUAUUCGAGGGUGAAGGCAAAGCGGAAGAAGUUUGGCGUUGGACUGCGGAUAAAGUGUGAAUGAUAUAAUCGUUCAACUAGAGACCAGAUCAGCCAGGUAUCAAGUUUCAAUACAUCUAAUAGAUAUCAUGUGGUGUUAGUUAAGAUCAGAUGGUGUAUUUAGGUGCGGAUGCAUCUGUCAGACAAGCCCAUU
Molecule: messenger RNA, 1862 nt
Organism: Hypoxylon trugodes
Lineage: Eukaryota; Fungi; Ascomycota; Sordariomycetes; Xylariales; Hypoxylaceae
Product: N-terminal nucleophile aminohydrolase
Exons: 2
Coding region: 212-1729 (505 amino acids)
Molecular function (GO): hydrolase activity
Source: RefSeq, a predicted model, not a curated record